GGUAGUAUAUCACCAUAUCAAAAUUAUAGUAAUCAUAUUGGUUAUACUCUGUGUUUGUGUAGAAGAGACAAAAUGCGUUUAUGGCGUAACACAUUUAGAGAUCACACUAGAAUGAGUAUUGAAGAAAACGGCAUAGAUCCAGAUGAUGGAAAUUCUUGGAUGUGCAGUGCUUGUACGCUCCCAAUCUUCUCCACGCCCUUCACCACAAUCAACACCAGACACGGUCAAGUGCUCCUGCACGAUCAAUGCGCUAAUCUCCCCAAGAAAUUGAUGGAUAAUGCGUUUCACCCCGGCGCGCCCCUCAUGCUCAAGGAAAACUGGGAUUCAUCAUCAUCACAAUCUUGCCGUGAAUGUAGUAAAACAUGCGGGAGUAUGUUCUAUCAAUGUCUUGAUCCUUCUUGUGAUUUUCGACUCGACUUGUUGUGUAGUUUGCAGAUCAAAAUCUUGCACAGGAGCCACGAGCACAGGUUGACAGCGGUUAUAAGGGGCCGGGCUGCCUUCAGAUGCAGCGCGUGUGGAACGCAACAUGAAGGGCUAUCGUCUCCGUCGUAUCUGUGCACUGCUUGUGGUUUCUGGAUUCAUACAGACUGCGCUUCCUCACCUAAUGCUAUCCGACUAGUGCAACCACAGCAGCAUCGCCAUUCUCUUUUUCUCACCUAUGAUAUUGAUGUAGCUGCUACUUCUUCUGGAGAUUGCAAAUGUGCAGUCUGUGGAAAAAUAAUCUCGCUUGGAUUGGGUGCAUAUAUCUGUUACAAGUGUAAAUAUUAUGCUCAUAUUAGGUGCGCAACGUGGGAUCCUCGCUGUUUUGAGCCAGUGUUAAUUCGAGAUGCAAAGCUGGCCGACCUGCUCCAUCUUCCGAUGGCAGAUGAACGCACAAGCAUCGUGCGUUAUAUGUUGGAGAAUACUCAUGUUGGAGAAGAAGAAGAAGAAGAAUAUGGUGAUGAGGAGGUUGGUAAUCCCGAAUACGGAUAUGAUCAAAGAUUACAUAAACAUCCGUUGAUCUUUCAUGAUGAAGAUGAUGUUGAUGAUGAAGACGACGAUGAUGGCACAGGGCAUUCUUCAUCCCGAGUAUGCAAUGCGUGUGUUCAGUUCAUUUCCCCUCCAUUCUACAGCUGCUCCCAAUGUCCGGAUUUUCUCCUCCACGACUCUUGUUUCAAUCUUCCAGCCAAAAUCAAGCACCCAUUUCAUCCAGACCACACCCUUUCCCUCUUCACAAAAGCACCCAUCAAACAUUCUAUUGUAGAUUACUUCUUCUGCAAAGGUUGCUCGAUUAAGUGCUCAGGAUUUGCAUACUGCUGCAAAACUUGCAGAGACUUCAGCAUGGAUGUUUUGUGCGCACUAAUGCCUGCCUCAAUCUAUUGUACCCCCUUGCACCCAUGUAGAUCCGCCCCUGCCUCAAUCACCCACGCCUCUCACGGGAAGACGCACAUUCUUUACAUGUCGCGUUACUCUUACGGCAGGUGUAGCUGCUGCAACCUCAGCUUAUACUGGACAGUGUCGUAUGAGUGCGGCAAUUGUCGUCAUCUAAAACUACAUGCUCGCUGCGCUUUGCUUCCCACUACCAUUACCCACAAAUUUGAUGCACACCCUCUCAACCUAACCACUUCAACUAGGGAUGAUACCCAACAAAUUUGUGAGGUUUGUGAAGAGGAUAUCGAUAAAAGGUGCUGGAACUACAGCUGCAACGACUGCGAGCAAUGGCUUCACGUCAACUGCAUUCCCUUUCUGGAUCGUCGUUUUUCUAGGGUCAAGUUUGGUGGUAGUGUUGGUUUCAAAUGCCAUGACUGCCCCCUCACUGGUGUCCGAGAGAGUACACUUGCAGGUUAUCGCUGCGACUGUUGUAAGUCCAAAUUCAGGUAUGAAAACUAUAAGAAAGAACAUCGCGCAUAUGAAUGCUCCAAGUGUUGUUAUAAGAUACAUGAGACCUGCGCCAUGUCUGAGAUUCCGUGAUAAACUUUAGAUGUUUCAAAGAAAUAAGAAGUUUCUUCACAUCCACAUUUUAGUUGCAAGUUUAUUGUAUUCAGGUGUUGAUGCAGCCUCUCAUUACAGACAAUGAUGUAUCAGAAUAAUGUGUAUACAACUUGUUCUUUUAUA
This is a messenger RNA of Salvia miltiorrhiza (redroot sage), 2094 nucleotides long. RefSeq lists its product as uncharacterized. Bases 73 to 1950 code for a protein of 625 amino acids. The record is from RefSeq and is a predicted model, not a curated record. The transcript has 3 exons. Lineage: Eukaryota; Viridiplantae; Streptophyta; Magnoliopsida; Lamiales; Lamiaceae.